Messenger RNA from Sinocyclocheilus anshuiensis, 1506 nucleotides. RefSeq names its product homeobox protein Nkx-2.4-like. The transcript is spliced from 3 exons. Gene Ontology annotation, biological process: cell differentiation; regulation of transcription by RNA polymerase II. The record is from RefSeq and is a predicted model, not a curated record. The coding region runs from base 1 to 1446 and encodes 481 amino acids. Lineage: Eukaryota; Metazoa; Chordata; Actinopteri; Cypriniformes; Cyprinidae. Gene Ontology annotation, cellular component: nucleus. Gene Ontology annotation, molecular function: RNA polymerase II cis-regulatory region sequence-specific DNA binding; DNA-binding transcription factor activity, RNA polymerase II-specific.
AUGUCAAAUACAGCUGAUGAAGUUGUUACUUGCGGAGUUUCAAGCCAUGAGGACAUUGUUGUGGGGCGUCUCAGUCUCGGGGAUGAUGAUCUGCAAAAUGGUAAAGCUGAUGCUGAGGCAGAGCCCGAUGCUAAGUCCGGCUUGCCACCUUUUGAUCCAUUCUCUCCCAGCUCUGUUGACUCCAGAGAGGACGCGCAACUGAAAGUCCGCCUGGCCCGGUUGCAUUACGAGGCCCAAGAGGAAGCCCAAGCACGUCAGGCUGAGCUAAAUCUGCGUUUGGCAGUUCACAGACUUGAAAUUGAGGCUGACAAACAGGUGAAGCUGCGACAGCUUGAUCUAAAGGCAAUGGAGGUUGCUUCUGGAUCAGCUGCACAGUCAUACCCAGGUCAGGUCCCCACUGAUGCUCCUCUGCUGGGUGACUCAUCUCAGUAUACGUUUGACAUGAGGCUCGCCUCCUUCUCCAAGGCGAUCAAUCGGAUCUCAGGCAUACUACAAGCGCUCUCUUACGUCGACGUCCACGAGAACAGAGCUGAUACAACAACACGGCUGCGCUCCCCAUUGGGAGCGUACCGGCAACCUCAGGUGUCCCAGACUGGCAUGCAGCAACACUCUAUGGGCCACAACGCCACCACCUACCAUAUGCCACACUCCGUCUCCCAGUUCUCGCACAGUGCAAUGGGGGGCUACUGCAAUGGCAGCAUUGCCAACAUGGGGGACCUACCCUCUUACCAAGAAACUAUGAGAAACAGCGCAGCAGCAACAGGGUGGUACGGCGCCAAUCCUGACCCUAGAUACUCAACAAGUAUGAACAUGACAGGAAUGGGCACGCUGACAGGCAUGGCCGACACCACCAAAUCCAUCCCACCUUUCCACGCAGCGCCAAGGAGGAAACGACGGGUGCUCUUCUCUCAAGCACAGGUCUACGAGCUGGAAAGGAGAUUUAAGCAACAGAAAUACCUCUCAGCGCCCGAGAGGGAACACCUGGCUAGUAUGAUACAUCUAACCCCGACGCAGGUCAAGAUCUGGUUUCAGAAUCAUCGCUACAAGAUGAAACGACAGACCAAGGACAAAGCAGCGCAGCAGCUUCAACAGCAGGGCAACCUGUGUCAACAGCAGCAGUCGCCGAGGAGAGUGGCUGUCCCUGUCUUAGUGAAGGAUGGCAAGCCUUGUCAAGACGGCUCCAACACACCGACGCCAAACCAACAGCAGAUGCAGCAGCAGCAGCAGAACGGUUCCGGGGUCGUGCUUCCUACCUCCAGUAACUCUAUGAACCAACACCAAACCCAGCAGGUCAACGCACUGGUCCAGGCCCAAGACCUGGAGGAAAUGUCCCCCAGUCCCCCCUCACUCCACUCGCAGAUGAACAACAUGGGCCAGAUAGACACUACUGUAGAUUACACAAAUAACAUGGUCACGUCAAAUCUGCUUUAUGGCAGAACGUGGUAGGACCGGGCAUCUUUUCUUUCCUCCAUUUUUCCUCAAACUUUAGCGUCCUCUGAAUUAAGA